Conger conger (European conger) is the source of this 4918-nucleotide messenger RNA. RefSeq names its product rab GTPase-activating protein 1. The record is from RefSeq and is a predicted model, not a curated record. The transcript is spliced from 27 exons. NCBI's taxonomy places the organism in Eukaryota, Metazoa, Chordata, Actinopteri, Anguilliformes, Congridae. Bases 251 to 3475 code for a protein of 1074 amino acids.
UAUGCAAUGCUUAGCUGUUUGCAGUGUGAAUUGUUAAUUACUCUACACGAAGUUAGCUACUAGAUAGCAUCCUUGCUUGCUUGCUAGCUAACUAACGUUACGGAUAUUGCCAUGUAACGUUACGGGGAGCAUUAACGCUGGAUAGAUAGCGGUAUGCAGCUAGCUUGGCAUUUAUCGUACGCAUAUGCACUGGUUACUGGUGAUUUUAAUGGUAUAACCUCAUUCAUGAGCCGAGCUUGGUUUAGCAGUCAUGGAUGACAAGGCCUCGGUUGGGAAAAUUAGCGUGUCGUCCGACUCGGUUUCCACCCUCAACAGUGAGGACUUUGUGCUGGUGUCCCGGCAGGGCGACGACACGCCCUCCACUAAUAACGGUAGCGAUGACGAAAAGACAGGACUGAAGGUAAUUUCUGAGGAAGGUGUCAGCUUUAAGAUCGUGGGGAACGGCAGUGAGCAGCAGUUGCAGCGGGAGCUGGAGGAUGUUCUGAUGGACCCGUCUGUGGCCGAGCAGGUGGGCGGAGCUGGGGGGGACCAUGGCGACGGCCCAGGGUACCCCACCACAGCCGCACCUCUACAGGUGUGCCCCGCACCCCCCGGCACCCUCCCCAAACUGGAGCUGCCCGUGCAGUCGCAGGAGGGCGAGUACGCGUACAGGGACGACUCGUCGGAGGCCAGCCCCAGCACCCCGGUGCUGGACGAGGGCAGCGUGGUGUUCAGCCAGCUCACGUACCUGGGCUGCGCCUCGGUCAACGCCCCCCGCAGCGAGGUGGAGGCCCUGCGCAUGAUGAGCAUCCUGCGGGGGCAGUGCCAGCUGCCCCUCGACGUCACGCUGUCCGUGCCCGGAGUCUCCGAGGGCACCGUCAGGCUCUUGGACCCUCAGUCGAGCACAGAGAUCGCCAACUACCCCAUCUACAAGAUCCUGUUCUGCGUCCGCGGGCACGACGGCACGUCAGAGAGCGACUGCUUCGCCUUCACCGAGAGCCACUACAACUCCGAGAUCUUCCGCAUCCACGUCUUCCGCUGCGAGAUCCAGGAAGCGGUCAGCCGGAUAUUGUACAGCUUCGCCACGGCCUUCCGGCGGUCGGCCAAUAAGACGCCUCUGUCGGGCCAGGCCCCGCCCCUCACGCCCGACAGCGAUGUCUUCACCUUCACCGUCAGUCUGGAGAUCAAGGAGGACGAUGGGAAAGGCACUUUCAGUGCCGUGUCAAAAGACAAAGACAAGCAGAGCUUCAAACUGCGUCCGGGGAUGGACAAAAAGAUCGUCAUCUGUGUGCAGCAGACUUCCAACAAAGAGCUGGCCAUCGAGAGGUGUUUCGGGCUCCUGUUGAGCCCAGGUAAGGACGUGAGGAGCAGCGAUAUGCACCUGCUGGACCUGGAAUCCAUGGGAAAGAGCUCCGAUGGGAAGUCCUACAUCAUCACGGGGAGCUGGAAUCCCAACACGCCGCAGUUCCAGGCCGUGAACGAGGAGACACCCAAAGAUAAGUUCAUGUACAUGACGACGGCGGUGGACCUGGUCAUCACGGAGGUGGAGGAGCCGGUGCGGUUCCUGCUGGAGACGCGGGUUCGAGUGUGUUCCCCCAGCGAGAGGCUCUUCUGGCCCUUCAGCAAGCGCAGCUACACUGAGACCUUCUACCUGAAACUCAAACAGAUGGAGAGGAAGGAUCGGAAGAGCAACUCGGACACGCUGUACGAGGUGGUGAGCCUGGAGAGCGAGUCGGAGCGGGAGAAGAGGAGGACCACGGCCAGCCCCGGCCUCCCGCAGUCCGCCUCCCAUGGCUCCAUGGUGCCCUCGCCCCCCGAGGACGACGAGGAGGAAGACAACGACGAGCCGUUGCUCAGCGGGUCGGGGGACGUGUCGAAGGAGUGCGCCGAGAAGAUCCUGGAGACCUGGGGAGAUCUGCUGACCAAAUGGCACCUGAACCUGGCGGUGCGGCCGAAGUCCCUCCCCGCGCUGGUGCGCAGCGGCGUGCCAGAAGCCCUGAGGGGGGAGGUGUGGCAGCUCCUGGCCGGUUGCCAUAACAAUGACCACCAGGUCGAAGAGUACCGUACCCUCAUCACCAAGGAAUCUCCUCAGGACAGUGCCAUCACCAGGGACAUUAACCGGACAUUUCCAGCGCAUGACUACUUCAAGGACACGGGUGGCGAUGGGCAAGACUCGCUCUACAAGAUCUGCAAGGCGUACUCGGUGUAUGAUGAGGAGAUUGGGUACUGUCAGGGCCAGUCGUUCCUCGCUGCCGUGCUGCUGCUGCACAUGCCCGAGGAGCAGGCCUUCAGUGUUCUGGUGAAGAUCAUGUUUGACUACGGACUCAGGGAGCUCUUCAAACAGAACUUUGAGGACCUGCACUGCAAGUUCUUCCAGCUGGAGCGCCUCAUGCAGGAGUACAUCCCAGACCUGUACAACCACUUCCUCAACGUCAGCCUGGAGGCUCACAUGUACGCCUCUCAGUGGUUCCUCACUCUCUUCACCGCCAAGUUCCCCCUCUACAUGGUCUUCCACAUCAUCGACCUGCUGCUCUGCGAGGGCAUCAGCGUCAUCUUCAAUGUGGCUCUGGCCUUACUGAAGACCUCCAGGGAUGACCUGCUCCAGACCGACUUCGAGGGGGCCCUGAAGUUCUUCCGAGUGCCCGUCCCCAAGCGCUACCGGUCCGAGGAGAACGCCAAGAAGCUGAUGGAGUUGGCCUGCAGCAUGAAGAUAAGUCAGAAGAAGCUGAAGAAGUUUGAGAAGGAGUACCAGACCAUGAGGGAGCAGCAGGCUCAGCAGGAGGCCCCCAUCGAGAGAUACGAGAGAGAGAACCGCCGGCUCCAGGAAGCCAACAUGCGUCUGGAGCAGGAGAACGACGACCUGGCCCACGAGCUGGUCAGCAGCAAGAUCGCCCUGCGCAAGGACCUGGACAACGCCGAGGAGAAGUCAGAUGCCCUCAACAAGGAGCUACUGAUGACCAAGCAGAAGCUGGUGGAGUCGGAGGAUGAGAAGAGGAGACUGGAGGUGGAGUCGGGACAGCUGAAGGAGAUGUGCAGGAGGGAGCUGGACAAGUCCGAGUCUGAGAUCAAGAAGAACGGCUCCAUCAUUGGGGAAUACAAGCAGAUCUGCUCCCAGCUGAGCGACCGUCUGGAGAAGCAACAGGCGGCCAACAAGGGCGAGCUGGAGAAGAUCCGGCAAAAAGUGGAGGGGUGUGAGAAGUGCAGCGUGCUCUUCAACAAGGAGGGCCGUCUGAAGGUGGUGAGCCUGCCCAAGGAGGGCAGUGAGGAGGACACGGACCAGGAGAAGGAGGACCUGAAGAACCAGCUGAGGGAGCUGGAGCUGGAGCUGGCCCAGACAAAACUGCAGCUGGUGGAGGCCGAGUGCAAGAUCCAGGACCUGGAGCACCAUCUGGGUCUCGCACUGAACGAGGUCCAAGCAGCCAAGAAGACCUGGUUCAACAGGACGUUAAGCUCUAUCAAGACUGUGACGGGCGCCCAGGGCAAAGAGACCACCUAACCCGGGGGACAGGGAACGAGACUGUCUCCCACCCUCCCCCCCCUCUCCCUCCUCCCCCACGCUGGUCAGAGGUACCACCCACUCCUGGGACCAGAGUCAACACGCAGUGGGGUUUUUAAUAAGAAAAUAAAGAAAAAGGACAAUGAUCAUUGGGCACAACCUUCCCAAACAAAAACAUACGUAAAAAUAAAAGAGGCUUUAACUUUAGAGGAGUCUUUAUACUACUGAUAUUUAACAGGUAAGGAAGGCGAUAAAGAUCUGUCUGAACUGUCCUCCGAGACACAGGAAAACACUCCAUCUACUGUCCUGCUCAAGACUACUUGCACAAAACUCGAAAUCAAAUCUAGUUAGGUACGAGUGCUAACAGCCUCCUUUUCAAACUUGUUAGCUUUUCUAAUUUGUUUCUGUUUAACAGUAACUUUUGUUUUCUACGUACGUACAUGCAUAUUGAUAGGUGUGUGUGUGGCUGUGAAUGUGUGUGUGUGUGUGUGUGUGUGUGUGUGUGUGUGUGUGUGCAGGCAUGUGAUGAAUGGAUGGUGUUCCUGUGAAGUUUCAUGAUAAGAGAAUGAAAGGAGGCUGAUCCUGUCGACUGAGAGGGAGACGGAGGAAGUUCUUGACGAAACCUUAGAGUUGACCGAGGUGAAGAACGCUGGCAGUUGCUGAGCGUUCUUCAGUACCAGACCACUAGUCGGGGCUUGUAGUGAUGAAGAACUGAAUUGCUGUCCUUUAGAUUUGUAGUGCUGGGUCAGAGCUACGGGUAGCUGCAGAGAGGCAACGCCUCUAAAGCUGUACCUACCUAAACCUCGCCCCCACCGCGCCUCGAGCCUCGCGUUACGCUGGUCUCCAGGGCUGCAGCCGUGGUGUUUGUGCCACGUAGCGCUUAAUGAAGGCCGCUUGUAGCGCUGCCUCUAGACCCAGACUCCAGUGACCCCGCCCCUCCGAGACGCGAGAGGGCGGGACCAACGGCCGGCUGGGAGUGCACUGAGCGAAUAGGAGGGCAGAGUCUUACGAUGUUAACCCAUGUUUCAGGAGAGGGAGGGCCGUGUGUGUGAGGGGAGGUCGUUGCACCUUAUUCAUAUUUAUAAUGGGCUCUUGCUCACUGAAGUCCUUGUUGAUGUUCGUGGAGAGCCUGUGUGUGCUGAGAAAAGGGUUCAUUCCAAAAGGCACUGGGUUGUAUAUAAGAAGCGUUAUGUUUGUUUUGUAUUUCAACUUUUUCCUCGGUAACUGUACUAAUGUUGCCUAAUGUACUACGUUACAGAUUUAUGACAUGUUUAUGCUCAAAAGCUUCCGUCUUAAAAUGUCAAUCCGCUGUCUCUUCCAUUACAUGCCAAAAUGUACCUGUCAUCCAAGCAUUAUGAAAGUGUGGACAUUGUAAUAGUGUAGAUUGCAUUGUGUAUACUUCAUGCAUUUAAAUAUAAAUAUGAAAAAAGCUAUCUGCACAAA